CUCCGGGGCCGGGGAUGGCGGCGGCCGCGGUGGCGGCGGCUCCGGGACGAGCGGGAGGAGUCCUGGGAGCUCCGUGAGAUGGGCCGGCUCCCAAGCCAGAGGGGAGGACACUUAUUACAGCUGCUCAGAGGCACCACCAGAAGCUCAGCAGAUGUGGGCACCACAGCCAGCAGCAGAGUGGGGUGCAGGGAAACCACAGAGAAAUCACUUCUGAUGCCCAAAGGAGCAAGCAGACUCCAUCCAGGCUCCGGGAACAUCACGAAGCAAUAUGAAACCUGUUCAUGAGCGGAGUCAGGAAUGCCUUCCACCAAAGAAACGAGACCUCCCUGUGACCAGCGAGGAUAUGGGGAGAACUACCAGCUGCUCUACAAACCACACACCCUCCAGUGAUGCUUCUGAAUGGUCCCGAGGGGUUGUGGUGGCUGGGCAGAGCCAGGCGGGAGCCAGAGUCAGCCUUGGGGGUGAUGGAACUGAGGCCAUAGCUGGUCUGACAGUAGAUCAGUAUGGCAUGCUGUACAAGGUGGCUGUACCACCUGCCACCUUCUCACCAACUGGCCUCCCAUCUGUUGUGAACAUGAGCCCCUUACCCCCCACAUUUAAUGUAGCGUCUUCACUGAUUCAGCAUCCAGGAAUCCACUAUCCCCCAGUCCACUAUGCUCAGCUCCCAUCCACCUCACUGCAGUUUAUUGGGUCUCCUUACAGCCUUCCUUAUGCUGUGCCACCUAAUUUCCUACCCAGUCCUCUCCUCUCUCCUUCUGCCAACCUUGCCACCACUCACCUUCCACACUUUGUGCCAUAUGCCUCACUCCUAGCAGAAGAAGCUACUCCUCCCCCACAGGCCACAUCCCCAGCUCAGUCAUUUAACAAAUCCUCUUCUGCCACCUCCCCACCCGGCCAGUUGCCACAUCACUCGAAUACUCAACCACUGGAUCUUGCUCCAGGCCGGAUGCCCAUUUAUUAUCAAAUGUCUAGGUUGCCUGCUGGAUAUACCUUGCAUGAAACUUCAACAGCAGGUGCCAGCCCUAUUCUUACUCCUCAGGAGGGCCAGUCUGCUCUGGAAGCAGCUGCUGCCAAUGGACAGAGACAACGAGAGCGAAGUGUAAGACGAGAGAGUGAAGUCCUUGACUCCACCAGCAUCAAGGGUGAAAGCCAAGGACUGGUGCCGGUGGUAGAAUGUGUGGUUGAUGGACAAUUGUUUUCAGGUUCUCAGACUCCGAGAGUGGAGGUGGCAGCGCCAGCACAUCGAGGGACCCCAGACAUCGACCUAGAGGUCCAGCGGGUAGUCGGCGCCUUAGCUUCUCAGGACUAUCGUGUGGUGGCAGCUCAGAGGAAAGAUGAACCCAGCCCUCUUAACCUAUCCCAUCAUACCCUUGACCAUCAGGGUGAGGGACGAGGAUCAGCCAGGAAUCCUACAGAACUGGUGGAGAAAAGUCAGGCCUGUGUGUUCUACCCUCAGUCCCAUCAGGAACCAGUAAAACACAGACCUUUACCCAAAGCAAUGGUUGUAGCCAAUGGCAACCUGGUGCCCACUGGAACUGACCCUAGCCUGCUGCCUGUGGGCUCAGAGAUCCUGGUUGCAUCAAGUCUGGAACCACAGGCCAGAGCCACCUUCCCAGACAAGGAGCCAACGCCACCUCCCGUUACCUCCUCCCACUUGCCCUCCCAUUUCAUGAAAGGCGCCAUCAUUCAGCUGGCUACAGGGGAGCUGAAGCGGGUAGAGGAUCUCCAAACCCAGGAUUUUGUGCGUAGUGCCGAAGUGAGUGGGGGCCUGAAGAUUGACUCUAGCACAGUCGUGGACAUUCAAGAGAGCCAGUGGCCUGGCUUUGUUAUGCUGCACUUUGUGGUUGGUGAGCAGCAGAGCAAAGUGAGCAUUGAGGUGCCCCCUGAGCACCCCUUUUUUGUAUAUGGCCAGGGUUGGUCCUCCUGCAGCCCUGGGCGGACUGCACAACUCUUCUCUCUGCCCUGCCAUCGGCUACAGGUGGGAGACGUCUGCAUCUCUAUCAGUUUACAGAGCUUGAACAGUAACUCAGUUUCUCAGGCCAGCUGUGCUCCCCCAGGGCAGCUGGGUACACCCCGAGAAAGGCCUGAGAGGACAGUCUUGGGGCCCAGAGACCUAUGUGACAGCGAGGGGAAGAACCAGCCUUCAGGAGAGGGUUCCCGGGUGGGAGAGCCCUCCCAGCCUGAGCCUGGUGCUCAGGCCUGCUGGCCAGCCCCAAGCUUCCAAAGAUACAGCAUGCAAGGGGAGGAGGCACGGGCUGCACUGCUCCGUCCCUCUUUCAUUCCACAGGAGGUAAAGCUGUCCAUCGAAGGGCGUUCCAAUGCAGGAAAAUGAACCUCUUUCCCAACCCAGGACUGGGGCUUUCUCCCCAGAGGUGAGCCUCACCGUGAGCAUCGAGAGGAUUUGCACAUGCCAAGCAGAGAAUGGCUCUCUUGGCAGUGAGAUUUGGGGGAAUUAGGCAUUAAGACAGCCUCCCAAAGCAGGAUGUGUUGCUUGUUAUCCCAUGGCAUCCUCUCAGGACAGCUCUAGAGGGUGCUGAGAUGGGGAAUUGCAGGCUUGGAGCAAGAAAGGGUAGGAGUGCACAUAGGAUAAGAAACAUUCCAAAAUCAGGGCCUCCCUGUUUUUUCCUACUCACCCCUGGCUCCUGCAAGGGAAAGUACAGGCUUUGGGAGCAGGUGGCAGAGGGAGGAAGCAAAGAAAGAGCCAAAAAGGAUGACCACAGCUUAUAGUAGCAGUAAAACUGUUUUCUUUCUUUUUUCCUGUCUCCCUCCCCUCCUUUGUGGUGGAAGGGCAGGAGGCCCAGUGGUUGAAAAUAAGAGGGUUCCCACCCAGAACUCUUCUUGUGAGAGAUGUGCACUUUAAAGGGUGGUUUUGUUACAGAUGUUUAUGGCGGGGGUUUGGGGUGGGGCAGCACCAUGAUCUACGGAACCAUGCUUGGUCCUUCGCUUCUGACCGUUCCCAUCUCACCUCACCAUUCCGCUAUAAGGCUUCAGGUUUGAGAAUGAAGGACGCCUGGCCAGGAACCCAGUUGGGGCUGUGGAGAAAAGAUUGGACUGAUAGAUGAAGGGACCUAGGCAAAGCUUUUGAAAGGCCACUAACCUAAACUCCCACUCAACCUGUGGGCCCCGCUUUGAUAAUUCAUUCAGUCUGUAGUAGUAACUUCGGGAAGACCUGGAGGCCUUUACCCCUAGGCACCCACACUCCUCCAUUGUCUGUCUACGUUGUGCCUUAGUGCCUGCACUGCCCCAUCCUUCUGCUGCCUGACCUCUGCAUGGUGUCUUGACCUGGGCCUCAUGUGUAGCUGCACUGCCUUUGUCCACUAAGACCUCUAGUUUUUGGUGUUUAAGGGUCCCUGGUUUCCCUAUCAGCUAUAAUUUUUAUAUUUAGAAACUCAAAAUCAUGUCCUCUUCCACUGGCAGCAAUAUAGUGGGGAAACGAGAGAAAGCGUGCCCGAGGCUGGGCACUCCCACUGCGGUGGGUUUCUUGGCCUCCUCCCAUCGAAAUCCAAUGCCUCUCAGCAUUUGGCUUAAGUUGUACCCUCCCAGCAUCAGCUCUGAAAGGCUAGAAUAGUCUCUGUAACAUCUUAGCAGAGGUUUCCGUGUAUGGUGGUGGAUUCUUCUAGAAAGAGUGUCUUCUGUCUUGGUUGUAUUUUCUACAUCUGUCUUAUUCCCACAUUUCCCCUACAGCUUGCAGUAGUGUCAGCUUGGACUGUAGGAUUCCAUUGGGUAUUAGGAUUUAGAUUUCCCUCCCCCCACCAACUUUCAAGUGGUUGAGUAAUUUUUUUGUGAAGGUUUUUUUUGGGGGGGGGGGUGGGGGCAGGGUUCUUUAGACUCUUGAAGGCAACUCAGGGUAUUGUCCACCCAGCUGUGUAGUUAGACUUCUCCCAGGGAAUGAUUGUGGCAUUUCCUUCAUAGAUAGACUUGGACCAGCCAUCUGGAUAUGGCCUGUCAUCAGGAGUCCUACACUUCUGAAGUAUGAGCAAAACUUAAGGCAAGUCUUGUGAUCUCUCUUUCACUUCCUCCCCAGCUGCCAAAUGGGGAUAAAUAAUCUUACCUACCUCCUGGGGGGAGGGGAAGUUCUGAGAAUGGAGUCAUUCUUAGUGUUCAGGUGCUAAAGGUUGUUCUCUUUGGGAACAGAGUGACAGAAACUGGCUAGUUUGCUCUAAAUCUUACAUUCUGUUUCAUACCUUGAGAGCAGAUACCUGGUCAGCGAGCUUUUAGGGGGGCAUUCAAAGGAUGCUGCUUAACCUGACCGCAAGCACUGAAGUCUCUGGUUUAUGUCAGAAUCAAACACCGACCUUGUGCUGUAUUGGAGAUGACAUUCUUCCCCUUCUUUUGCCCCCAUUCUCUGCUGCUUCUCUGGCUUGUUUCCUACAGUGGGGGCCUGUGGGGUUGAGUCUUGAGGAAUUCUCUCAGAUGAAAGCCGUAGGAGAAGGCCUCAUCUCCUGACUGUUUGAUGACCAACUCAUUCCUAGGUAUUAUUGCAUGUGUGGGCUUCUCACAAGGCCCCCUUCCUUAGAAGGCUCAUCAUGGAAUUUAGUGACAUGCACUGUAGAUGCUCAAGAAAUGUCUACCCAGGAUACCACAGAGCUUCUUCCUCUUGGGGCAGACAUGUAAUUGGCUAGUAUUUGACAUCAAAUCGUUCUGUACUUGGGCUGCUUGUAGCUGAAUCCUUGGGAAAAGAAAUUGUUGGGGGCCUUGACAAAUGGGGCGCUGACCUUUCUGCUGUGGUUCCUUAUCUCUGUUUGGUAAACAAAACAAAAAAACACAGCAACUCCCUUAAUGUGGCGCCAUGCGUAUGUAACUGAUUUUGCUGAGAGCUACCUUUCCUGAAGUAUGCACCCUAGAAAAGAAAGUGUGUGCUAAUGCUUGUCAGAGCUGUGGCAGUACUUAACCCUGAGUAUGAAAGAGACGUGAAUGGCUUUUAGAGUGAGCAUUUCAGUGGUUAGCUGCCAGCUUUUGGGGACUGGGCAGUUGACAAAGACUAGCUUGGUCGUAGUUAGUGGUAGGACACUCCCAAAACUUGGAGAAAGAACUGCUAUCUGAAGCUAUCAGAAAUACCUAUGCCAAUACAGAAGGGGAACUUGGGAAGGAGAUUGGGUCCUCAGAGCCGAGAGCUUAUUCCCAAUAGAGGAGCCCAAGAAGAGCUAGACUGAGCCCUCUACACUUACGGUCCCAUUUGGUCUUAACACGAUGGCCUUUGUUUGCUCCGUGCUGCUUUGCCACUGCUGUUGUCUGCUCACUGUCCCGCCUGUUGCUCAUGGCAGCUCCUGUCCUUCAUGUCUCUGGCCAUGUAGACUCUCAGGCAUCCUAUCCAUGUUUAACCUGUGUUCUGCCAGUAUGACUGCAUAGCACAGCCAUAUUGAGCAGGCAGGUGUGAAUGCUGUUGAUGGGCUGGUAAAUCUGAAGGAGGUGGCUUCAGUGCUCUCAGGAACCCUUAGGCUCCAAAAAUUUGCCUGCCUUGAGAGAAAGACAAACACAUCUUUUCUCUCUCCUUUAUGGUACUUCUCAGAACAAGAGGAGCUGAGUCAGGGCUUGAGGCAGCAUCCCAGUGUGUUUGUCUAGCCCGAUGCUGGGGUUGAGAAAGUGAAGUUUGGUUGAAAUAGCUCCUCAAGUUGCGUUUCAUUUUAUUUUUACCAAUGGGUAUUAGAGGCAUUUUAAGAGAACAAGGAUGGUAGCAUAAUUCAAACCUGCAUUGAACAGGAAUAUUGAAGAGUUGGGUGGUCACACUAGUGUGAGCUGAAGAUGGAUAUUGGGAAAGGCUCAGGCCACCUGGGGUAAAGAUAACCAGAUUGAUCCAAUUGGCCAUGGGAACUUAGGCCAGGGUCUUAGAAGUGAGCAGGACAAAGGCCAUGUUUUAGAGAUGUGUUAACUUCCUAGGACUAAGUUUACUAAACUACACUGAAGCUAUUAUACUUUCUAGAUCAGAAAAAUUGUACACUACAGUUGAAGAGCUGAAUUCUACUAUGGAUGGAUGUUGUGAGCCCUUGCUUGGAAGCCUUCCCCUUCUAGCUUCCCCAGGGUAGGAAAGGUCUCCCACAUUAUGCAAUAAUAAAAUAAGCAUCUGGGUCUUUGCAGCUGUCAGUUGUUUUUUCAACUCUAGGAUCCAUCUUUGGACCAAAAGUCUGGUCUGGGCCUAGGAUGACAUUGGCCCUCGAUGCUAGAGUUGGCUGCAUUCUCUCCUUACCUGCAGACUAUGCACAGUUCCUGGAGCAGAGGGAGAGGUGGUGUGGCUUGCCCUGCUGAGCCUUCUCAGCAGGAAUAAUAGUAAUAAAUGCACUUUUCACACUAAAGGUUUCUUUGUUAGUUCUCCUGUUAAGCCUAGAUCUUUCCCUAGUAGAUUGCAAACUCAACAGUCUGUGUGAUCCCAAAGCCAUUCCACUGUAAAUGCCUGGCAGUAAAGAUGGCCCCAGACUGGGUUCCUGCCUGCAGUGUGUGUGGUGGUAGCCCAUGUGCCUUUACCUAAUGUCAGAUUUGCAAGCGUUUAGUCUGUCUUUAUGUUAGGGGGUCUUAGGAACUUCAGAGAGAGAACCGAUAACUGGUUUUAUGCCCACCCCACACUCUGCCAGGGACUUUGCUUGUACUUGUAAAUGGUGAGGGUUGGUGAGCUGCUGGUAUUGCUGAAGGCAGGGUGGACUCCUCACUUGCUUCAUAGUGCACUCAUUGAAUUGGAUUGGGGAAGAGACUGACUGUAUUCAAUGGCAAACUUGAAGUAUUAAGGCUGUCCUCUACACACUCCCUAGUCACAGGAUCCCUGUAGCCAAAACAGUAUAUGUUCUAGCUGCAAAGAGCAGACUGCUCUCAGCUUGCAUAGCACCUUAGGGGAGGGAAGAUAGAUGGAUAGGUAACGGGGUGGAGGAAGAAUGGGAAUUUGGUCAUCCAGGUGGCUUUAGGGUCCUAAGGAGAAGAAUGGCACUGGGGAGGAGGGCUGGAUGGAUCUGGUUUGUGUAGGAGUUCCCUGUAGAUAAAUUACUGGUCCCCCAACCACUAUCCCCAGUAUGUAAUGGCUGAAUUAAUAUGUAUUCAAUUGCAUUGUAUCUAAAGCCUUAGAACUAGUCAGGUGCUCCUCCCACCCAAUACCAUUUCUUACCCUCUAAUCCUACCUGAUCUUUAACAAAGCAUUAAUAAUUCUAAGGAUAAUCUCUAUUUUGUUGUGCUUUUUUGUAACUGUUUUAAAUAAAUCAAUUUGUACUGUA
Arvicanthis niloticus (Nile rat) is the source of this 7193-nucleotide messenger RNA. RefSeq names its product ataxin 1 like (gene Atxn1l). Gene Ontology annotation, biological process: regulation of DNA-templated transcription; anatomical structure development. Gene Ontology annotation, molecular function: RNA binding; protein binding. Lineage: Eukaryota; Metazoa; Chordata; Mammalia; Rodentia; Muridae. The record is from RefSeq and is a predicted model, not a curated record. Gene Ontology annotation, cellular component: nucleus.